Messenger RNA from Coregonus sp. 'balchen', 4537 nucleotides. NCBI's taxonomy places the organism in Eukaryota, Metazoa, Chordata, Actinopteri, Salmoniformes, Salmonidae. The record is from the annotation of a GenBank genome assembly.
AUGAACUAUUCCUCCAUAGGAACAGCUCUACAUGGCAUAGACUUCUGUGAAGUUGUGGUCUCCAGCAUUUGGGCAGAGAUGACCCCCAGGUCAGGUCUAGCCCACAUGUUGCCACUCUACUCAAAGGAAGUCAGGGGCUAUGGUGUGAUGCACUCAUUCCCCUCUUCUACUGGCCACAGGUUCCUAAUUAAAAUGAAGGUCACCAGAACCUGUUUAUGGUCCAUACAUAAAACAUCAGGGUGUCGUGCAGGCAUGACAAUUACUGGCUAUUACUAGUCUGACCUGGGAUUAAUGUUAUCCUGAAGACUGACUACAUUGGAACAUUACUUAAUAAUGUGCUGGUGUUCCUAAACGGUGGCAUUUAAAUUAGCACAUUGAGUAAGCAAGAGAAGACUUCUUUGCAGGGUAUGUGCAAUUAGAUAUGCUGGAAUUUUGUAACAUCUGUCAAACAAAGUAUCACAAUUAUUUGUUUACACUAUAUGUUCCCCAGACGUGACUUGAUUUCCUCCUUUUGAUCCAUGCUUGCAUUUAGCUCAGCCCUGACACACAUUUGACAUGACACAAACAUCCAGGUCAUCUGACAUGGGAAGUGCUUGCAACACCAGGCAUAUCUCUGGUUACAGGAACAGUCCUGUCUAAAAGAGAUCUCCAGCACUGCAGUCAAAGAUACCUGCCUACUGGGGUUCAAUCAACACUGCUGUUGUAUAAAGACACUGUCAGUGUUUUCGGGUUUAGUUUAAAAUUCAGUUAUUCAUUUUUUUCUAACUGACAUAAAAUCCAGUAGGAAGAUGUAUGACUAACACUUUACUUAAAGUCAAUAGGUAUUAUGCUUGUAAUAAUGAUAUAUUAUUAAAAGGCUUAUCAUACCGUAUUUCUAAGCUACAGUUUUUUAACCGACUGUAAAUGGCUGUUAAAGUUAGACAUUAUUACAUGAUACGAAUACAUUUUAUGUGAGUGUACAUGCUUCUAAAAGUCUUGCAAGGCAUUAUAGCCCCAUCAAAACACAUUAUACCUGUUGUAUACACGAUAUUAUGUUUAACAAGAACAGUCAUGUCACUAGCAGUUUUCCUCUUUUUGUGUUCUGUUUCCUCUCAGUGUAAGAAAAUAACAAGUAUGGUUUGUGUACUGUGUAUAGCAUGUACAUGUUGUCUGUAGCAACUAAAGAGAGCAUUAUGUGUGACAUAUCGCUUUCUGUCCUGAGGGCGUGUAGGGGCACAAGUGUCUUAAAGUCCCAUCAAACGGAACAUUUGUCAUUACACAGCCAGAGGAGCCAAGGAUAAUGUUUCUCCAUGUUCUUUUUGAAAACCACUACCGGAGUGUGAGGCACAAGGCCAUGGCUCUUUAAUUAGUGGCAGGGCAGGCUAGCAGCCCUGGAAAAAAGAAAGGAGGAGGGGCAGCUUUUUGGCCUCCCAUCAGGAUUUUUUUCCCUACUACAUGGAGAAAGCUUUUAGGUUCUGAUAUUAAAUGCAAAAUACAGCACCAGAGGCUACUCGUCAUCAGAGGAUUGUGUCUCAUGUUGGUGGAAAUUUGUCAAUUAACAAAAUGGAGGAUAUCUAAUCGUGCUUUUAUAACUGGCUCCCUGCCUCGGACCCUCUUCACUUUCACUCAUGUUCCUGUCUCUUGGCUGUGUUACAGGUCCAGCAGCAGUAGCCAGCCGGGGCUAGCCGAGCAUUUCCUGGCUUUGAUGCGACCCGAUUGUGCCUGGAGCAUGUCCACAGCGGGCCUGACUGCCAAGGAGAUCUGUUUACCUGCAGACAGCCCCUUCCUGCGGGCCAGUCACUGUCUCAGCAUGGCUGGAGCCAAGCCCUCGUGGAGCCACCACCAUGAGCUGGACAAGUAAGUCUCCCACGUGCAGGGUUGGAGUAACUGAUGACAUGUAUUCAGUUACAUGUAAAAAUGGAACUAAUUAGUUAUGUUACCAGCCAACAAUAUUGUAAUCAGAUUACAGAUACUUUUGAAAAACUAGAUGAUUACUUCUUGGCUUACUUUUCAAUUCAGAAAGGAUGUUUGCAAAAAAAAUACAUUGACACCUUUCUCAAUGACAUUCAAUUCUGUAUUGAAAAAAUUUGCAAGUUUAAGUUUGUUAAACCUGAACGAGUCUGACCACAAGUCGGAGACCACUAUGAUGACACGCCAAAUGUGUUUGAUGGAUCCUUUUUGUCUUCUUCUAAUGCCUCUUAAAGGGAAAGUAAUCCAAAAGUAACUGAAAGUAAUCAGAUUAUGUUACUGAGUUUGGGUAAUCCAAAAGAUACAUUACUGAUUACAAUUUUGGACAGGUAACUAGUAAAUGUAAUGGAUUAUGUUUAGAAAGUAGCCUACCCAACCCUGCCCACGUGUGUCCCGUUACUAGAAUAAGAUUUUUAUUACAGUUAAUAUUUUACCAAGGGUAUUCCUGCAGGGAUGGUUGGAAUUAUUUUAACUACAUGUAGCUGGGACAAUUACUCAACAAUGUGCGUCAUGUCAUUUUACAGCUUGUACUUCAGUAUGGAUGCAGCACCCACGGAAUACAACUUUCAAUUUCAGCAGCAGGUGCCACCAUCGCUCAAUUCUGAGAGUAAGUACUGGACCCAGUCACUGUAGAUUCUAUUACUAUUUUACCAACCACCACUUACACCCACAAUCCUUCCAUUUGCCCUCUGCCUUACAAGGAGGGAUUUAAUACUAUGCCUCUGAGCCAACUGGUCAAUGUUUACUGGGAGGUUUUCCUGUUUCUAUAAGAAUAGAAAGCCAGAAUGGCUGCCAAGGGCCUGACCUGCUCUAAAUAUAUCCUGGGGAAUGUUUAACAAAACCCUGAGAGGAGAAGUGCUUUCAAGUAAUUAAGGUGUGCCUCUCUGUUGACCUCCACUCUUCCAGGAACCUUUUAACCUAGAGACCCUGCUGGGAGCCUGGCAAAUGUUAAUUAGUGAUGUACUAUGGUUGUAAUUGUUACCAAAUGCCAAUAUUGGUUUUCUAACCACCUUCUCUCCUCUCUCUACCUCUGCAGGACAGAAACAUAGCCCUGGUGCACAGCGAUUACCCCCAAAGAAGUCCCGUCCAACCAAUCUGUCCCUGUCAUCCAGCGCUGAGCCCUCCACCCCUAGCCCUGCUGAGGAUGACCAGGUGGUCCCGUCCUUCCAGAGGUUGUCUGUGUACGAACGCUGCAGUCCCCCACACACACCUAGCCGGGGGGCCAAGCCCCUGCCCCCUCUCCCUGGGCGGGCAGACCUUUCCCCUGACCAGGCCAUGGACAAUGAGGUGGAGUUCUUCACCAGUUCAGAUGACAGCCGUUGCUUGGUGCCUGAGCAGUGUCUCCCUAAACCCUCUGCCUUCCGCUACGGAGCCCCCAGCCGCAGGAGCUUCAGGCGCUGUGGACAGAUUAACUAUGCCUACUUUGAGGGCCCAGUGGGGCAGCAGAGACCACAGGAACAGCAGGAGCAGCAGCGGAUACAGGAGCAGCAGCGACAACAGCAAGAGCAGGAGCAGCAACAAAGAUUGGAGCAGGUAGAGCAACAGCCAUCGGAGCAUCCAGUGUGUCCCAGACAGCAGGACCGAGCCCAGAGGAAGCUGCGGCGCUCUCAUUCCGGCCCUGCUGGCUCCUUCAACAAGCCGACGUCCCUGCGCCUGUCCUGCCACCACCGCUACACUCAGGGCAUGGACAAACCAGAAGUACCCCCCCGCGUGCCCAUCCCCCCACGUCCCAACAAGACUGCAGACUACCGCCGCUGGUCAGCCGAGGUGUCCUCUGGGGCCUACAGUGAUGAGGACAAGCCUCCCAAGGUGCCCCCCAGGGACCCUUUGUUGUCUCAAGGCAGCUCCCGUACCCCCAGCCCCAAGAGCCUCCCCUCGUACCUCAACGGUAUUAUGCCCCCCUACGCAGAGCUUUGCCCCAGACCCCAAUUACGUGAGCCGGGUUUUACAGAGGCAGAACAGCGAGGGGUCUCCCUGCAUCCUGCCUGUCAUGGAGAACGGCAGGAAGGCCAGCACCACACACUACUUCCUGCUUCCACAGCGGCCUGCCUACCUGGACAAACCUUACUUGGAGAAGUUACUCCGGGAUAUGGACUGCCCGGCAGGUCGCAGUAGAGGGGCUUCAGACCCAGAGUGGGAUUGUCAGACCAGGAGGAACGCACAGGUGGAUUUAGUUUGACCUGGAGGAGACGAGUUAUGGAAGGACUCCACUGGACACGAGCAAACAACCUCUGGGCACAAAGUGCCUCAGGACACUGAAGCCUUCAAACGCUUACUGCUGCUUUAACACUGACGAGGUUGGUAGUUUUACCUCAGUAUUCUAAAAACACAGGGUAUUUGACAUACCAUUUAGUUACUGGGACUUUUGGAAUUGCAAUCACAACACAUGAUCUAAAUGUUGUCUCUUUAACUAUUGAGUGUGUGUGGGUGAUAUUUAACAAUUUAGAGUGAUUAUUUUUUUAUAUAAUUUCAGUACAUUGAGUAUAUGUAAAUGUUUUGCUGAUACAGUGGUUCAGUUUGAGGGUAUAAGCAGGACUUGUGCCUCAUGUUCUCAGUGUUGUGUGUCUCACAGGUAGAGGACAUUUUGUGA